Fonsecaea nubica is the source of this 1851-nucleotide messenger RNA. RefSeq lists its product as hypothetical. Lineage: Eukaryota; Fungi; Ascomycota; Eurotiomycetes; Chaetothyriales; Herpotrichiellaceae. Gene Ontology annotation, biological process: xenobiotic detoxification by transmembrane export across the plasma membrane. The record is from RefSeq and is a predicted model, not a curated record. The transcript is spliced from 3 exons. Bases 1 to 1851 code for a protein of 616 amino acids. Gene Ontology annotation, molecular function: fluconazole transmembrane transporter activity.
AUGACGAAAGCAAUUCUGGAUGCGAUCCAAGACGCACCUUUGGGGCAAGCAAUCAAUUGGAUAACCAAAGGCAGAUUCUUUGCUUUUCCAGAACAAGACCCCGGCUUCUCCAUCCCAUGGGAACAGGCCACUGUGAAUGAAAAAGAAAAGGAGAUCGAGUCUACCCCAGAUGUGGAUGUCAGUCGCCAUACCAGCCAUACCACCACUCCGCAUCCUGUUUCUCGCGAACAGUCACAUGCAAAUCGUGAGGACAUCGAAGCUCGAAACCUGAGUACUAUUCCGACAGCCAACUCCGCUGCUCGAGGAGAGUUCACAGUUGUCACCACGCGGACGAGGACCAGAGAACAGACACUGCCGUAUUCUCGGGAACGAUUCGAAGUUGAACAAGAAGAGGCCAUCGAGCGUCGACAAAGCAGCGUUAUCGCCCCUCAGAGAACCGCGGACGGCAUCAUCCUGGUGGACUGGUACACCACUGAUGAUCCAGCAAACCCCCAGAAUUGGGGAAGCUGGAAGAAAGUCUGGGUUUCCUUUCUCAUCUUUAUGUAUACCUUCGCGGUGUACUCUGCCAGUGCUAUCUACACCUCGGCUGAACCUCAGGUGAUGGCAAAAUUUGGCGUGGGACAGAGUAAAGCAAGCUUGGGACUGAGCAUGUAUGUCCUGGGGUAUGGCUUUGGCCCGAUGAUCUUCUCUCCUCUCUCCGAGCUUCCGGCCAUUGGGCGAAAUAUCCCCUACAUCAUCUCCUUUGGCCUCUUUGUGAUCCUCUGCGUGCCUACCGCACUAGCAAAUAGCUACGCAUCUUUGCUUGUGCUGCGAUUCCUGACCGGUUUCAUGGGUAGCCCCUGUCUCGCUACCGGUGGCGCAUCCAUGGGCGACAUGUACGGCCUCUUGAAACUUCCCUAUGCUCUCACGGCAUGGGUCGCUGCAGCAUUUUGUGCGCCUGCGCUGGGGCCGCUUUUGUCGGGCUUUUCGGUUGUUGUAGAAGGCUGGCGCUGGGCAUUGUGGGAAGUCCUUUGGAUGUCGUCCCCAAUCUUUGUCCUCAUGUUUCUCUCCAUGCCCGAAACCUCCGCCAACAACAUCCUCUUGCGCCGCGCACAACGUCUCCGAAAACUGACGGGCAAUCCGAACUUGAAGAGCCAAGGAGAGAUCGACCAAGGAACCAUGUCAUUCUCCAAAGUCGCGAUAGAGCAGAUGUGGAAGCCCAUUGAGAUCUUCUUGAAGGAUCCCGCAGUCUUCUUUACGAAUGUCUACACAAGCCUGAUAUAUGGGAUUUACUACUCCUUCUUCGAGGCUUUCCCCCUUGUCUACGUCGGCAUGUACGGCUUCAACAUUGGCGAACUGGGUGUUGUCUUUGUCUGCAUCGUCGUCGGCUGCGUCAUCGGUACUCUCAUCUAUGUGUCGUAUGUGUACUUCUACCUCGAACCCGACAUCAAGAAGAACGGCCUUCGUGCCCAAGAACACCGUCUUGUGCCAGCUCUUUUCGCCACCACGCUCUUGCCCGCAGGAAUGUUUUGGUUCGGCUGGACAUCCACGCCGCAUAUCCACUGGAUCGUGUCCAUUAUCGGCAUCACGUUCUACGCCGUGGGCGCCUUCAUACUCUUCCAGUGCAUCUUCAUGUACCUGCCACUCACCUACCCACAAUAUGCCGCCUCUCUCUUUGCAGCAAAUGAUCUAUGCAGGUCUGCUCUGGCUGCCGGGAGCAUCAUCUACGCGCACCCACUGUACGUCAAUCUAGGUAUCGGUCGAGGCAUCAGCGUGCUCGGUGGCCUGCUCUGCGGCGGUGUCAUCGGCAUCUGGGCGCUCUGGUACUUUGGCGCGUCUCUGCGUGCGAGAUCCAAAUUUGCCAUGAGCUAA